Molecule: messenger RNA, 432 nt
Organism: Menidia menidia (Atlantic silverside)
Lineage: Eukaryota; Metazoa; Chordata; Actinopteri; Atheriniformes; Atherinopsidae
Source: the annotation of a GenBank genome assembly
CAACUGAUCGGACACAAGCAGUGGGCCAAAGGAAGGGGAAGAGCGGGGAGCUGCGCCGUCCAGGAGGAGUGGAAAAUCAAAGUCGCACAGGGCGAGGAGGAGCGUGGAGAGGGAACGACAGAGAGGAGAAGAGCCUGGAAGAGUGGAGAAGAGAAGGAAAGUUGUAAAGAGCCAGAGAAAAGAAGUAAAGAGGAAUCAGGAGGGGCCCCACGUCUCUCAAAGAGUACGGUCUGCCGGAUCGAGUUUACUAUCCAGAUGCACUUCCAAAAGAAGUCCGUGUGUAUUCGGGCGGGCGCACAGAGCCGUCGUUAUCCAGUUCAUUCACAUGUGUCCCAGCUGCCGCGCUUUCUCAUCCCAACUGACAACAGCGCCCUGGUCAGCUAUCUGAGACCGGCUCUAAUAUCACAGAGCCCCAGGCCAGAUCCAGAUUAA